Molecule: messenger RNA, 2260 nt
Organism: Sinocyclocheilus anshuiensis
Lineage: Eukaryota; Metazoa; Chordata; Actinopteri; Cypriniformes; Cyprinidae
Gene: keap1b
Product: kelch-like ECH-associated protein 1b
Exons: 6
Coding region: 249-2165 (638 amino acids)
Molecular function (GO): protein binding
Source: RefSeq, a predicted model, not a curated record
UUAACGAGUCUCAAUCUGACACUGUAAGAUUCUUCACGAUCAAGAGACGUCCAGCCUUCAGUUUCAGACAGACAAACCUGCUCAGAAAGACUCUAGACGUUUCUCCUCGCUUUGAGGAAAAGACUCAAAUAUGUGAGCGACAGACCGAUUGCAUUGUUCUCAGCUGACGCGAGCGUUUGUGUCUGUGCUCUUCCUGGUUCAUGAGUAAUCCGUCUAAACAGAUUCCUGUCAAAUCAAGCUGAUUGUGUAUGAAAUGCAGCAGUGGAGGAAUCCCUAAGGAGCUCACGUCUGCUCUGAAGGAGCCGCAGGUUGAAGAGCGUCCCGUAAGACUCUGCCGUCUCACUCCUGCGCUGGCGAGCGAUGCGUGUGCCGAGCCGCUGAGCAUGUACGCGGCAGCCGGUAUGACGGAGUGUAAGGCGGAGGUGACUCCGUCGGCGAGGAACGGUCACCGUGUGUUCAGCUACACGCUGGAGAGCCACACAGCGGCCGCCUUCUCCAUCAUGAACGAGCUGCGGCUGGAGCGCCAGCUGUGUGACGUCACGCUGAGGGUCAAAUACAGCCAGCUGGACGCCGUGGACUUCGUGGCUCAUAAGGUGGUGCUGGCCUCGUCCUCGCCGGUGUUUCGCGCCAUGUUCACCAACGGCCUGAAGGAGUGUGGGAUGGAGGUGGUGCCCAUCGAGGGGAUCCACCCGAAGGUCAUGGGCCGGCUCAUCGAGUUCGCGUACACGGCAAGCAUCUCUGUGGGCGAGAAGUGUGUGAUUCACGUGAUGAACGGAGCCGUCAUGUACCAGAUCGACAGCGUGGUCAAGGCCUGCUGUGAUUUCCUCGUGCAGCAGCUCGACCCGAGCAACGCCAUCGGCAUCGCCAGCUUCGCCGAGCAGAUCAGCUGCACUGAGCUUCACCAGAAGGCCAGAGAGUACAUCUACAUGAACUUCAGUCAGGUGGCCACACAGGAGGAGUUCUUCAAUCUGUCUCACUGUCAGCUGGUGACGCUGAUCAGCCGUGACGAGCUGAACGUGCGCUGUGAGUCCGAGGUGUUUCACGCGUGUGUGGAGUGGGUUCAGUACGACCGGGAGAACCGGCGGCUGUAUGUGCAGGCUCUGCUGCAGGCGGUCCGCUGUCACUCGCUCACACCGCUGUUCCUGCAGCGCCAGCUCGAGCGCUUCGACUGGGACGCUCAGAGCAAAGACUACCUGUCGCAGAUCUUCCAGGACCUCACGCUGCACAAGCCCACUAAAGUCACCCCCCUCCGGAUGCCCAAGGUGCCGCAGCUCAUCUACACGGCUGGAGGAUACUUCCGGCAGUCGCUCAGCUAUCUGGAGGCAUUUAACCCCGGCUCCGGAGCCUGGCUGCAGCUGGCUGAUCUACAGGUGCCCCGCAGCGGAUUAGCAGCCUGUGUCAUCGGCGGCCUGCUGUACGCCGUGGGCGGCAGGAACAACGCUCCGGACGGAAACAUGGACUCCAGCAUGCUGGACUGUUACAACCCCAUGAACAACCGCUGGCUGCCCUGCGCGCCCAUGAGUGUCCCGCGCAACCGCAUCGGCGUGGGCGUCAUCGACGGCAUGAUCUACGCUGUGGGCGGCUCGCACGGCUGCGUCCAUCACAACAGCGUGGAGAGGUAUGAUCCAGAGAGAGACUGCUGGCAGCUGGUGGCGGCGAUGCUGACGCGGCGGAUCGGAGUCGGUGUAGCCGUGAUCAACCGGCUGCUGUACGCGGUGGGAGGCUUCGACGGCACGCACCGGCUGAGCUCCGCUGAAUGCUACAACCCCGAGAGAGACGAGUGGAGGAGCAUCGCGUCCAUGAACACGGUCCGCAGCGGCGCAGGCAUGUGCGCUCUGGGGAACUACAUCUAUGUGAUGGGUGGAUACGACGGCACCCAUCAGCUGAACACUGUGGAGCGGUACGACGUGGAGACGGAUGGCUGGAGCCUCAUCGCUUCCAUGAGACACAGACGCAGCGCUCUGGGAGUGACGGCGCACCACGCACGCAUUUACGUGCUCGGUGGGUAUGAUGGGAACACGUUCCUGGACAGUGUGGAGUGUUAUGACCCGGAAACAGACGCAUGGAGCGAAGUCAGCAACAUGACGUCCGGCCGCAGCGGCGUCGGAGUGGCUGUGACCAUGGAGCCGUGCCAAAAGGACCUGAGCCCGUGUCAGAAUCACUAGAAACACACCUCCAUCUGUGCUCAUUACAGAUCUCUCUCUCUCUCUCUCUUUCUUCCUCCCUCUCUCUUCCUCUCUCUCCCUCUCUCUCUUCCUCU